This is a messenger RNA of Scaptodrosophila lebanonensis, 807 nucleotides long. RefSeq lists its product as uncharacterized. The transcript is spliced from 2 exons. Bases 164 to 397 code for a protein of 77 amino acids. The record is from RefSeq and is a predicted model, not a curated record. NCBI's taxonomy places the organism in Eukaryota, Metazoa, Arthropoda, Insecta, Diptera, Drosophilidae.
UCGCGUGAAGUAAAAACAACAAACACAAACGAACAACCCGAACCCCCAGCAAAAACCCCAAAAUAGGCGAAACUCCUUGCUGCACCUACACACACCUACACACACACAGAAGUCGCCACUGAACCUUAAUUUCCCAACACAGAACAAAAAAAAAUAGCUUGAAAUGGGUUGCUGCUGUUCUAAGGAUUUGGAUGAUAAGCGCUCCUGGAGUCCGGAUGAGGCGAAAAACGGCAGCACAACAUCUACGAUUAUUGCGCAGCCCAUGGACAAUGAGGUGGGCGGAACGGGCGUGUUUACUUUAACUCGUACAACAACACAGGAGCAACAACAACAGACUAAAGUCGUUACAACAACAACAAAUAACGACAAUGCUGCCAACGAGCAGAACAACGAGUGAAGUGUUUGUUUUUUUGUUUUUGUUUUGAAUAUCUACCAUAAAAUACACAUGCAUGCAUAUACACAUACAUACAUACUCGUGUAUGUAUAGAUAUACAUAUAUGUAUGUAUAUAAAUAUAUAUAUAACUUUUUUUUUCUACAUAUGUACAUAACUUUUUAAAACAUGUGUGCUUGCCUUUCAAGAAGAAGAUGAAGAAGAGAAACAGCAAUGUAUGUGCAUCAGUGAGUGUGCGUGUGUGUGUGUGUGUGUGUGUGUGUGUGUGUCUGUGUGUGGGUGAAUGCGAGUGUAUGUGUGUGCGUGCGUGUUUACAUUUUAUUGAACAAGAAGAAAACAAAUUAAACAAGAAGCUGUUGUUUAUGUAUAAAGCCAGUUACUAAUAAAUUGUUGAACCUUGCAAACGAAACGAAAA